AUGGCGGGGUACGCUUCGGAGGAGGAGGAAGCGCCAUGCAACCUAGACGCUGAGGUCGCCCAGUUUGUCACCAAGCUGCAUGCUGACGGCCUUCUGCCGGCCGAAGAGCUGGAUGGGUUCUCUCACAUACCCACCGCAUGCAUUGAGGCAUCCGGCGCCUACUUGGAACAGAUCCCCAAGGUGUGUCGCCUGGCCAUUGAGAGCCAGACCCUGUCGGCCCUGCUCGCCCUUUUUGCGAGGCUGGAGCAGGAGGCACCCGGGACGGUCGGCUGGCGAGCGGUGGCUGGCGUGCUGACCCAAGCCCUCCAUGAAGUGGAGAAGCAGACGGCAGAAGCCGCAGACGAGCUUCGCGCUGCGACCCCCCAGAUAGACUACGAGCUGUUUGGGCUGCCAAAACCCCCAGAACCAGCGGCCCCAGAAUCAAAGACAGGGAGUGCCCCCCAUCCCAGAUCUGAGGGCAAAGAGAGGAAGCGGAGGAAGGGGAAUGCGGUGCCCGUCGCCGCGACCUCCAAGCUCAGGCACUCGGCCCAGCUGGCCAAAUGGCAGGCUGUGCAGCAGUCUGCCAUGCAGGCGGAGGAGGCGGCGGCGGGGGCGAGGGACAGCGAGGCGCAGCGUGCACAGCAGGCCGAGGAGUGGCGGCUGAGCCAGCUGCGCAGCGGAGCCUCCGACGGCAACGCCAACUUUGCGGAAACGCAGUGGACAGCGCCAGAGGGCUGA
Auxenochlorella protothecoides is the source of this 717-nucleotide messenger RNA. RefSeq lists its product as hypothetical. Lineage: Eukaryota; Viridiplantae; Chlorophyta; Trebouxiophyceae; Chlorellales; Chlorellaceae. The transcript is spliced from 5 exons. The record is from RefSeq and is a predicted model, not a curated record. Bases 1 to 717 code for a protein of 238 amino acids.